Messenger RNA from Peniophora sp. CBMAI 1063, 1815 nucleotides. The record is from the annotation of a GenBank genome assembly. NCBI's taxonomy places the organism in Eukaryota, Fungi, Basidiomycota, Agaricomycetes, Russulales, Peniophoraceae.
AUGGAUGAACUGGACGUCAAGAUUCGCGUCCUUGAGGUCCGACUAGUGGAGCUGAACCGAGAGCGUAACGCGCGCAUGCCCAUUGCUGUCCUACCCGACGAGAUACUGCACACCAUCUUCACUUAUUUCCCUCCAAUACUCCCUCUGCCCGAGGGUUAUGAACGGAACAGCUUCAGCGUCACUCGCCCGCCUACAUGGUUCGCCAUCACCCAUACUUGCCACCGGUGGCGCACGAUAUCGUGUUCGUCGCCUUUGCUGUGGAGCAAUGUCACCUUCGGUAACUUCUGGUUCGGCUGGAUGUUCUUACAACGCUCGUAUCCCGCUCCCGUUGACAUUGCACUACGUCCUCGCGAUUUGAAUGGACACAAGUGGAACGCGCAAGCUGCACUGAAUCAGUUCACUCGAGCGAGGUCAUUGAAGAUCGUCGACUCUCUCAGCUCAUUCACUGGCGCGGAGAAGAUCAUUACAUCUAUGUUUUCAUGCGAAGCUCCUCUUCUGGAGAACCUCCACGUUCAGACGAAGCAGUACACUUGGGCGCGCGGUGAACGUGAACCUGACUAUCUUGAUCUUCGUACAACGGCGUUCUUCCGCGGAAAACAUCCUGCUCUAUCGUCAUUGACGCUGAAGCAUGUCCAUGUCGAUUGGAAUACGACAUUGCUUAGCAGCCGCUUGACGUACCUAUCUAUACAAGACGUCGCUCCUGAUCAACGGCCGUCAAUGAAUGUACUAUUAGGCAUACUCGCGGGUCUACCGGAGCUUCGCCAGCUUGACCUGAUACGCUGUUUACCGGCUAUCAGCGAGGCGACUGCUCCUACCGUGCCAUCUGAGAGCCGGCUCAAACUCCAGUAUCUCUGGAGACUACGUCUUCACUCGAAUAGUCCCAUCGAACUCGACCACCUGACCGCGCACAUCCUCAUUCCGCUCUCUGCUCAGUAUCUCAUCAGUUGCGAGGAUAUCCCCCUGGAUGUCCUGCCGCUUCAGCCCGAUGUCGUCCAGAACCUCUCGCGCUGCAUACUACAUCACGUCGUACGCGACGGCGAUAAUGACCGCGACUUGGACGCUUUCCAUUACAUGCGACUUGCAGGCCCUGAGCACACCAGUCGCAUGCAACGCUCAUCCUUUUGUUGGAGUCCACGGUCGGAUGCGAUCUGGGAAACACCAAGGCGCGAAGAGUGGCCGCCGCUGGCUGAUCUCAACGACGUAGGCCGUGACCCGGUGCCACGCGUCCAGGUGAAUCUGAUUUGGUCAGAUCGCGGAAUCGGUGAAGACGACGUCAUGGCUCGUACACGGUCCAUCAGUUUGGUCACGAAUGCCCUCCAUACUGCCAUCAUCCUCACCAUCUCUGCGUCGCUGUCGGCGGUACGACACGUCUUAUUCAGCGGCGUCAUUGCCCCUGUCGCUUUCUCCUUUUCUGCAGGCCUACCUCGCGCACGCAACGUCGAGUCGCUGACGGUGUGCGGUAUCAGCGCUCUACGCACCUUCUGCAUCAUCAAUGGUCCUGCCCAAGACUUCACCAAGGAACCACGCUCGACCUUCCCCAGACUCAAUCGCAUCGUCGUGCGCGACGCGCAUCUAGACGAUCACUUCGUGAACUCGCCCGAGUUCACAUUGGAGUACUAUCUGAAGAGAAUACUUCGCGAGCGGUUGGAAGCAGGCGACGAGGGUGAACCUGCAUAUCGUGUUGAACAUCUACAAUUCAAGGAGUGCAGCGGCAUAUGGGGCAGGGCAGAUCUACAACCCCUCGCGGAGCUUGUUAAGAAUGUCGAAUGGGACAAGUUGAUCAUUAACGAAGAGCCGACGAGCGACGUAUUGUAG